AUGAACCAUCUUCAAUUCCACGCCGAAUCUUCGCCUGGUCAAUUUGAAUUGAUUUUCCCACCAUUGGCACCCCUAGCAGCCGUGGAUUUCCUCCUCGCUAUUCGCCAAGUCAUCUCUAUAGUCGCAGAUAGACACGGUUUGCGCGCGACACUCUACCCACGUCUCUUCCCUGAUGGAACUGGCACUGCUUCCCAUACACAUAUCUCCAUCAACCCCCCGACAAAAGAAGAAACCUUCCUUGCCGGCAUGCUCAACCAUUUCCUCGGUUGA
Molecule: messenger RNA, 270 nt
Organism: Penicillium odoratum
Lineage: Eukaryota; Fungi; Ascomycota; Eurotiomycetes; Eurotiales; Aspergillaceae
Exons: 1
Coding region: 1-270 (89 amino acids)
Molecular function (GO): glutamine synthetase activity
Source: RefSeq, a predicted model, not a curated record